Messenger RNA from Saccharomycopsis crataegensis, 2955 nucleotides. RefSeq lists its product as uncharacterized. The record is from RefSeq and is a predicted model, not a curated record. Lineage: Eukaryota; Fungi; Ascomycota; Saccharomycetes; Ascoideales; Saccharomycopsidaceae. Bases 1 to 2955 code for a protein of 984 amino acids. The transcript has a single exon. Gene Ontology annotation, molecular function: DNA binding. Gene Ontology annotation, biological process: regulation of DNA-templated transcription.
AUGAACAACUUGUCAUCCCAAAAUAUAGACGAUGAUAAUAAUCAUCGUCAUCAUCACGAUACAAGGAAAACAUGGCAACAACCACAACAACAACCACAACAGCAUCAUCCAUUAUCCACCAACAACAACAAUAAUAAUAAUAAUAAUAAUAUCCCAAUGAUCAACGAUAUGACUUUUCAAUUCAAUCCCGUCCCUGACUUCUCCGACUAUUUAUUGAAUAGCUUUCAACAUUUUCAAAAUGGCUCCAACAAGCAAAUGCCAAAUCUACUCCUAAAUGGUCUACUGGAUAAUACUAAUAAUGAUACUAAUAAUGAUACUAAUAAUACUGAUAAUUAUGAUACUAAUAACAAUAGUAAUAAUAACAAUAUUAAUAACAAUAAUACUAAUAAUACUAAUAAUAAUAUAAAUACUCCAAUGGGAAUUCCUACUGCUUCAAUGUAUGGCUCGCCAAUCAACCAGUUUUCUCCAGCAAUCAAUGAUGGAUAUAAUAUAAAUAAUAAUAAUGGAGGUAUUAAUGAUAAUAAUAAUGGAGGUAUGAAUGAUAAUAAUAAUAUGGAUAAUAACCAUUAUCUACAAAAUGGCCCUGCUACCCAUCACCCAUCACAUAAAAUAUCAAGAAGUUUGGAACAACAUCAGAUACCCAAUAUGAAUAAUAACUUUCUUUACGAAUCAAAGGAUAUUCCCAUCAAAAAUUUCGACUCAUACCUGUCGCCGAACAUGAAGUAUGGGUUCAACUCUAACAAUAUAUUACAACAACAACAGCAACAAAGCCCAUUACUCAAUUCUUCUCCCCAAGGAACACUCUCUCAACAGGAUGAACUACUACUACAUCGACGUAAACAUGCUCAUCCAAAUCUCCCAAUCAUUAAAAAUGAACCAUCGCUCGAAUCAGACUCGAUGUUACUUUUAGAAACCUCGAAUCCAAAGGACAAAAUGGAAAUAUGCCUCAAUCAUGCCAAACGAUCGAUCGCCGAAAAUUUGAGUCUCAAACAAUUUGCCAAUACUUUGAAAGACGAUACCGUCCAUCGUAAAGAUUUGAAAUCGGUAUUUGGCUUCCGGGUGUUAUUGGAUACCGUCGAAGCCACGGUGGACAAUCCCGACAAAUUUGCCGCCCCGAAAGACGUGUUGUACAAAUUCUAUGCGUAUAUUUGUCAAGCUUCAGGGUUUGAUAGUCUUACCAGCAGUUCUUUGGGGAAAAUCGUCAAAGCCCUAUGGCCAAAUGUCGGCACCAAAAGAUUAGGUUCCAGAGAAGACUCACGGUAUCAUUAUGUGGGGAUCAAAUUCAAAGAUUAUGUCAAACCGAUGAUCGAUGCGUUUGUCACGAAAUCAAAAUUGACUAAAGGCCGGGACUUCCUCACGGUUACUCCAGUGGAAUUGGAGAAUUAUAUGCUUUCCGAUGGGUUCCAGUACUUGGAAUUUUUCAUUGAUUAUGAUGAUGAUGAGGUAAAUAAUAAUAAUAAUAAUGAAAAAGGCAAUACUAAAUUGAAAUUGCAAUCUAAUAAUAAUAAUAAUAAUAAUAAUAAUCACAGUAAACUGCCCGACCCCGGGAAGACAACUGGCACCACCACCAUUGAAGAUUUUAAAGUUCCUAGUCUCACUGCGGUUUAUGAUGGGUUAUAUUUCCCUAAGAAUUUGAACCCAUUCCAUGAUCUUCCCAGGGAUUCGCUUAAUAGUUUUAUCAUCACCGAAACCAACGCCGAGAUGAUUGAGCGGAAAAACAAAGCAUUGAGACGGUACGAAGUGCCAUUUUUCCAAGGGGACGGCAAAAAGUUUGCCGAAAGAUUGUUUGAUGAGUAUCAACUUGAUCUGCCGGUGUACGAUUUGAUGGUGUAUUAUAAUCUUUUGAAAGUGUGUGCCGUGGUUUGUUGCAACGGGAUCAAUCAAUCAGGCAUGCGCCGUCUACGGAAAUUCGCGAUUAGUUAUGAAGAAGCGGUGAUUUGGCAAGUGAAAUUGCGUAGUAUCGAAGUGGAUGGUGGUGGUGGAGUCAAUUACGACGAUCGGAAACGUGCUGGGGGGUUGUUCAUCAAUAUUCUUUCGACGGUGUUGGAUUCUGGAGAACUGACGGUGAAAUUUGGGAAAAUCGUCACUGAUAAAGGGUUUUUAUUUGAUUCGAUUAGCAGUAAAGAAUUGAUCAACACUAAAUUUAUCAUCAAUGCCAUCACGUCGGUGUCGCCUAGCGAAGAGCACGCUAAUAAAUUGAAAGUUACGUAUCUUGAGAAAUGGAAAAAGUUUUUACAAUUCAUUUAUUGUUUAUUAAUGUCGCGAGAAAAACUGCAAGCGGAGAGAAAUCAUAAUAACCAUAGUAAUGGUGGUAGUACUCCUCCUGAAGGCGGCAUGGAUCCUGAUGAUUUUUCACCGAUUGAUCAUUCAAUUUUGGAGAAAUUGCGAGUGGGGAAACUUUUAUCAAAAGAGUUGGAUUUGUUUGACCGGCAAAUCAUCAUUAAUUUUUUAAAGUUUUUCAUCAACGAAUUGUUGCUCCAAUUUAAUGAUUCUCCGGUGAUUUACAGUCUCUUAUUGACGAAUUCUGGGUUGGAUAAAUUGGUUACGAAAUUGACAUCGAAUCAUUUUGCCGAUGUGCAACUUUCGACCACCUCGUCACUUGAAUCAUUGAAUUUGAACGAUACUGAGGAAGGAGAAGAAACAACGGGGAAGGAGAAAAAAUAUCAACAUAAUGAUGAUGAUGAUGAUAAUGAUGACUCUAAACUUGUGGAGGAUUCGACGCAGAUUCUUGUGAGAAAUGCCAAUAUCAUGGUGAUGAAGUCAUUUGCUUACAACUUCUUAAGUUCGUACGCUGAAUUGUAUGGGUUAGAUAAAAUGAUUCGGAAACUUAUUCAUCGGUUGGCCGAUGGCAAUACCGAGGGGAUGAAUAACCCAGUGUUUGAUAAAUUGGAGGAAAUUAAUGUGUUUUUUGUGAUCCAUCGGAAACCUAGAAAGCGGAGAGGAGAAAUGGAAUAA